This is a messenger RNA of Nematostella vectensis (starlet sea anemone), 840 nucleotides long. Its product is annotated as MORN repeat-containing protein 5. Lineage: Eukaryota; Metazoa; Cnidaria; Anthozoa; Actiniaria; Edwardsiidae. Bases 95 to 625 code for a protein of 176 amino acids. The record is from RefSeq and is a predicted model, not a curated record. The transcript has 6 exons.
AUCACCAAAGAUUAUACCCAGAAUGGUUGCCAAGACAACCCAAUACAAGAAGACCGCCAUUUUGUUGUUGUAAAGAAAACUGAACUCUUCUGGAAUGGAAUACACGGGAAGUAGCUAUGAAGGAGACUAUCAAAAUGAAAGAAUGGAGGGUAAAGGCGAGUACACAUUUCCGCCAUCUCUCGAGACAAGAUAUGAAGGCGACAUGAAAGACGGAAUGUUUCAUGGCGAAGGCACGUUGUAUUUCUCAAAUGGAAGCAAAUAUGUUGGCAAAUGGGAAAAAGGAGUUGUAGUGGAGGGUAAAUAUACCUUUGCCGAUGGAUUGGAAUAUGAUCCUGUUGAUUGGGAGUACUGUGAUGGCUAUGAUAGAAGAUUCUACACAGAGAUAUGCAAUGGUUUAAAACCUGCAGGUCGCUCUCAGCUAACCAAUAGGAUUCCACCAAGGACAAUACCAGAGGGUUGUUACGACUGUGGAGAUGGAUUCUACAACCCAACAACAAGAGUAGUCACAGAUUAUGACAAUAAGUUCCUCAGAAAUGCAGAUGAUGAUGAGCAUGAAUGGAUUGUAAAGACAUGCAGGAAAGGAUGGGAUGAGAAUGUGGGUUACAGACCUGACCUUCACCGCUAGGGUUAGAUUUAUAAUCAGCAAUGUCGAGAUGGCAAUGUCAGACAGGCAGGCUACACCCUAUGCAGGUGGACGGGCAAGUGUUAAUCAUGAUAGGCAGAAUGCCAUGGACAGUAGUGAGUAAUGUAAACACAUCACACAAGACAUAGAACACAAAUAACAAUUAAUGUAGACAUAUCACACAAGACAUAAAACACAAAUAACCUGUGGAAAUCCAA